Peromyscus californicus insignis is the source of this 4275-nucleotide messenger RNA. It is a transcript of the gene Lag3, whose product is annotated as lymphocyte activating 3. The transcript is spliced from 8 exons. The coding region runs from base 2608 to 4206 and encodes 532 amino acids. Gene Ontology annotation, molecular function: transmembrane signaling receptor activity; MHC class II protein binding. The record is from RefSeq and is a predicted model, not a curated record. NCBI's taxonomy places the organism in Eukaryota, Metazoa, Chordata, Mammalia, Rodentia, Cricetidae.
GUCUUCCUCUGGGUGUGACUUGUGACCUGUUUUGGGUUCCUGGGGAUGUUCACCUCAGCAAUGUACUCUAUGUUAACCCACACAAGAUCUAGACUCUGCUGAGCCCAGUGGAAAGCUACCAGCUCCUUUGUGCUGAACCAGGCAGAUAGAAACAGCUCUAGAAACAGGAAGUCCCGCCCAGAAGUGGAAGAGGCUGGUAGGCUUGGGUCUCAACCUAGGGUUUGGAAAGAGAACUACCAAGCAUGGACAUGUUUUGACAUGUGCCCAGAAGUGGAAGAGGCUGGUUGGCUUGGGUCUCAACCUAGGGUUUGGAAAGAGAACUACCAAGUUUUGACAUGUGGGAAGCAGGGUCCUCUUAAGUCAAGAGUUACUUGCAGGUCUGUCUCCUUGUCACGAGUCAGCUGGGCAGAGCUGGGGAGCCAGGGUUGUCAGGAGUCCUCCAGCCCAUCUGCCUCAGUUUUCAGACGAUCUCACUGUGCAACCCUGGCUGACUCAAUUCACAGACAACUGCCUGCCUCUGACUUCCAAGUGCUGGGAUAAUGGUUUUUUGGUGGUAAUGUUGUUGACACAGGGUAUACCUUGUAGCCCACGAUGACCCUGAAUUCACUAGGUAGUCCAAGCAAGCCUGAAAUUCACAGCCUACUCCCACCUUCCAAAAUCUGGGAUUACAUACAGUUAAGUAACACCAUUCCUGACUCGAGUUUUUCUUGAGUUUGCUCUGCUACAAUAUUUCUGCAUUAUUCCGUCUCCAUAAACCCUUCCCUUCAUUUUUUAGUACAGAAUCUUUAGGUGAGGGGAACUUUGAAGAUGGUGAAGUAUCCUGUUGUCUGUAGCACAAUUUUUUUUUUGUUUUUGUUUUUUUUGUUUUUCGAGACAGGGUUUCUCUGUGUAGCUUUGCGCCUUUCCUGGAACUCACUUGGUAGCCUAGGCUGGCCUCGAACUCACAGAGAUCCGCCUGGUUCUGCCUCCCGAGUGCUGGGAUUAAAGGCUUGCGCCACCACCGCCCAGCUUGUUGCAUAAAUCUUAAUUGGUCUUCAUAAUAAAAACCCAGAGCUAGAUAUUGGGGUAAAUUCUGAAAGAUCAGAGACAAAGGAACAAGCCGUGGCCACCUGUAACUUCACCAACUCCUCAACUGGAAAAAAAAGCUCCUGUCUCCUCCUGCCUUAUAUUCCUCUCUCUGCCCAGCCAUAUCACUUCCUGUCUCAACCUCCUUAGUGCUGGGAUUAAAGGCAUGUGUGCCUCCCAAGUACUGGGAGCAAAGGCAUAAGAAUCCCAAGUGCUGGAAUUAAAGGUGUGAGCCACCACUGCCUGGCCUCUAAGGCUAACUAGUAGCUGGCUUUGCCUUCUGAUCUUCAGGCAAGCUUUAUUUGUUAGAGCAUACACAAAAUAUCACCACAAUCGGCAGGGCUGGAGAGAUAACUAUCUGAUGACCCCAGCAGUUGUUGGUACUAGCUGUUCUUCCAGAAGACCUGCAUCCAGAUUGGGCAGCUCACAAGCCACCUGUAACUGCAGUUCCAAGGAAUUUGACACCCUCUUCAGGCCUCUGGGCAUUCAUACACAGGCAGAAUUCAGGUACACAGACACAUAAAUAGAAAUAAAUCUUUAAAACAAAUACCCCAUUGUUACCCCCUUCCUAGAAGAUGAAAAGUCACUCUAUAAUGCAAAUAAGGUUAGGACUGGGACAUGCCUUCAUGACCCCUAACCUAGGCAAGUUACUUAAUGCCUGUGACCCUCAGCUUCCUCGUCUGCGUUUUCACAAGUUGCUUUAUGGAAAAAUGUAUAAUACCAUAAGUAGCAGAGAAUGAAGAUUGACACCUUGUAGCCACUAUGCUCUGCCACCAAGCCCUUCCUCAGAUCUGCUAACUUGUGGUAUGGUAAUACUUCCUGUGUGCCUGUCCAGGAGAUCCUGAACAGCUAGGCAGGCAACAAAGUUCUUGGGAAGUUAACGGGAAAGAGCCUGUCAGGAAGAAAGUGUGACUGUGGGGACAUAGGGGGCAGCUUUGAGAUAUAGUCGAUACAGUCGUAAUUCUAGGAAGAGAACCCAGAGAGAGAGAGAGAGAGAGAGGAGAAGAGAAGAGAAGAGAGGAGAGAGAAGAGAGGACAGAGGGGGAAGAGGUGGAAGAGGGGGCGGUGGGGAGACCCGAGUCUGAGGAAGUAAACAAGGGAGUGCCACAACAGAGCCGGAGGGCUCUGCUGCUGGGAAUCAGCCCCCCUCACACUUUCCACUGCGAAUCGAAACCCCGAGCCCUGGCUGGGGGGCGGGCAGUGGGGAGGGGAAGUGGGGAAGGACUGGGGCCAGAGGAGCAGAUCAGCAUCCCAGCUCACUGAGGUGGCCUUGCCUCCACUCUGCUUUCUGCCCCAGCCCUGCCCUGUCCUAGGGGUGUGUCCCCCCCCCUUGCCCCUCAUCUAGCCAGCUUUCUUUGGUUUCUGGCCAUUGGUCCUCCUGCCCCCUCUCCAGACACCCCACCCCCCCGCCCCCGUGGUCUUCUUCACCGUACAUUCUUUCUCUCUGCCUCUCCUCCCUCCUUGUAGAACUUCUCUUUUUUCCUCCCAGGACCCCUUUCUGACCUCCCUUGGAGGGUUAGGGAGGCCCCGGCCAUAGAGGAGAUGAGGGAGGCCCUGCUCCGAGGCCUAUUGCUUCUGCGGCUGCUUUGGGAAGCUCCAGUCGUGGCUUCAGAGCCUGGAAAAGAGGACUCCGUGGUGUGGGCCCAGGAGGGCACUCCUGUCCAGCUUCCUUGCAGCCCUCAACUCCCCCACAGGAAUCUCAGCUUUCUGCGAAGAGGAGGGGUUACUUGGCAACAUCAACCAGAUGGUGGCCAACGCGCUCCCACCCCUGCCUUUGACCUCAAGGGGAGGAUGCCCUCGCCUGGGAGGCCUGCACCCCGUCAUCCCUACACGAUCCUGAGCGUGGCUCCAGGAGGCCUGCGCAGCGGGAGGCUGCCCAUGCAUCCCCGCGUGCAGCUGGAGGAGCGCGGCCUCCAGCGCGGGGACUUCUCGCUGUGGUUGCGCCCAGCCCUGCGCGCCGACGCUGGCGGGUACCACGCCGUGGUGCGCUUCCCGGACCGCACCCUCUCCUGCCAUCUCCGCCUGCGCGUCGGCCAGGCCUCGAUGAUCGCCUAUCCCCCAGGACCCCUCAGGCCAUCUGAUUGGGUCGUUUUGAACUGCUCCUUCAGUCGCCCUGACCGCCCAGUCUCAGUGCACUGGUUCCAGGGCCGGAGCCGAGUUCCCGUCCCCAAGUCCUCCCAUCGCUACUUAGCUGAAAGUUUCCUCUUUCUGCCCCAAGUCCGUCCCCUGGACUCUGGGAUCUGGCGCUGUGUCCUCACCUACAGAGAUGGCUUCAAUGUCUCCAUUACAUACAACCUCAAGGUUCUGGGUCUAGAGCCCCUGGCUCCUUUGACGGUGUACGCUGCUGCAGGUUCUAGGGUGGAGCUGCCUUGUCACUUGCCCCCUGGUGUGGGGACCUCUUCUUCACUCAUGGCCAAGUGGACUCCUCCUGGGGGAGGCCCUGAGCGUCUGGUGGCUGGAAAGAAUGGCAAUUUUACCCUUCACCUUGAGGCCGUGGGUCUGGAGCAGGCUGGGACCUACAGCUGUGGCAUCGACCUGCAGGGACAGUGGCUCAGCACCACGGUCACUGUGGCAGUCAUCACAGUGACUCGUCAAUCCUUCGGGUUACCUGGCUCCCCGGGGAAGCUGUUGUGUGAAGUAACCCCAGCAUCUGGACAAGAAAGAUUUGUGUGGCGUCCCCUGAACAACCCGUCCAGGAGUUCUCCAGGCCCCAAGUUGGAGAUGCAGGAGGCCAGGCUCCUUUCUGAGCCUUGGCAAUGCCAGCUGUAUCAGGGACAGAAGCUUCUUGGAGCGGCGUUGCCCAUGGCAGAGUCUAGCCCAGGUGCCCGGAGUGCAAAGAGAACCUCGGGUGACCUUAAAGGAAGCCAUCUCUUUCUCCUUCUCAUCCUCGGUAGCUUCUCACUGUUCCUUUUGGUGACUGGGGCCUUUGGCUUCCACCUAUGGAGAAGAAAGUGCCCUUUCCAUCUUUCCCCACAGUGGCUGCGGAGAAGAUUUUCUGCCUUAGAGAAUGGGAUUCACCCACCUCCGGCUCCGAGUAAGACAGAGGAGCUGGAGCGAGAACUGGAGAUGGAGCAGGAGCGAGAGCCAGAGCCGGAACUGGAGCAGGAGCCACAGCUGGAGCCAGAGCCCAGGCCGCUCUGACCUGGAGCUAAGGCAGCCAGCAGAUCUCAGCAGCUCCGUCCGUCCGGAAUAAACUCCCUGUCAGCAGCA